This is a messenger RNA of Westerdykella ornata, 2197 nucleotides long. Its product is annotated as MFS general substrate transporter. The coding region runs from base 34 to 1800 and encodes 588 amino acids. The transcript has 5 exons. Gene Ontology annotation, molecular function: transmembrane transporter activity. The record is from RefSeq and is a predicted model, not a curated record. NCBI's taxonomy places the organism in Eukaryota, Fungi, Ascomycota, Dothideomycetes, Pleosporales, Sporormiaceae. Gene Ontology annotation, biological process: transmembrane transport.
CCGGUACAUCGACCAACCCGCCGCGCCUAUGGUAUGGCCGUACCGCCACAAAUAUACGAUCAUCAACACCUCAUAAAAUUGCCUCCAAUGCUCAGGUUUCAUCCGAAGGCGAGCGCAUCGGAGGGUUCGAACGGCCUUGUUCCGAACACAAACACCCGCAACACGGAGAGGGAUAAAGAAAAGGGUGCGAACGUCGAGGAUAGGGAAUCCCAUAAGAGGCAUGGCACUUACGAUCGCUACAUUAUCACGGAAGACGAUUGUUAUGAGGAACUGGGAUAUUCAUGGCCAACCUGGAAGAAAUGGGGCAUCCUCACCAUCGUUUUUCUUGUCCAAGUCUCAAUGAACUUCAACACCGCGCUGUACUCGAACGGAAUAACCGGGAUAUCCGCCGAGUUUGGUGUUAGCCAUCAGGCCGCUCGUCUGGGCGCUGCGCUCUUCUUGAUAUUCUAUGCCUUUGGAUGUGAACUCUGGGCUCCCUGGUCUGAGGAACUGGGCAGAUUCCCCGUCCUCCAGCUAUCGUUGUUUCUCGUCAACAUAUGGCAAAUACCGGUCGCCUUGGCUCCGAACUUUGGGACUAUCCUUGCUGGCCGCGCGUUGGGAGGUCUUUCCACUGGAGGAGGCAGUGUGACACUGGCCAUGGUUGCUGAUAUGUGGGAAGCCGAUGCGCAACAGUAUGCGGUGGCAUACAUCGUCUUCUCGUCUGUUGGAGGGUCUGUACUUGGCCCUAUUGUCGGCGGCUUUGUCGAGGAACAUCUACACUGGCGUUGGACUAUCUGGAUCCAGCUCAUUUUCGGAGGCUUCGUGCAGCUGCUUCACCUUUCCCUCGUUCCGGAGACCCGAUCAACCAUACUAAUGGACAGAAUCGCCCGAAGACGCCGCCAAGAAGGCGAUCAGAACGGUGUGCCGGUGAAUAUAUGGGGUCCCAACGAGCUGACGCCAUGCAAAGACCGGUUUUCGAUGAGAGAGAUUCUCGUUACGUGGAUUCGCCCCUUCCGCAUGUUCCUCACUGAGCCAAUUGUCCUAUGCCUCAGCCUACUUUCCGGUUUCUCCGACGCCAUUAUCUUCAUGUUCUUACAGUCGUAUGGCCUGGUGUACAGGCAAUGGAACUUCACCCCAAUCGCUAUCGGCCUCUCGUUUAUCCCCAUCGGCAUAGGCUACCUUCUCGCAUGGUUAUCUUUCCUUCCGGCUAUUAAGCACAAUAUGAAGGUUCGCGCUGCUCGGCCAAACGACGAACGCGCGCAGUAUGAGAAUCGGCUUUGGUGGCUCCUCUACACCGUUCCCUGUUUGCCAGUCGGCCUCAUCAUAUUUGCUUGGACGUCGACGGGUCCACCGAUCCACUGGGUAGGAUCCAUGGUUGCAUCUGCUCUUAUCGGAAUUGCCAAUUAUGCCAUUUACAUGGCGACGAUCGACUACAUGAUCUGUGCCUAUGGUCCUUAUUCCGCAUCAGCAACCGGAGGGAACGGCUGGUCUCGCGACAUACUGGCAGGCGUCCUGACGCUCCCCGCCACUCCUUUUUACCAGAACAUUCCCAGCUCUUCAGAUCCCAAACACGUUGCGUACGCGUCCACGAUCCUUUUCGGCAUCUCCAUACUCUUGGGACCACUUUUACGCGAGAGGUCGCCGUUUGCCCAAAAGCUGGCAAAAGUCAGAGAAGAGACGGGCGGAAGGAACAUUGGUGCCCUUCCAAACAUUUACGGACUUGGGAGUUUACGGCAAACCGAAGCCGCAAUUGAGAAACUACAGGAGCGAAGAAGAUCUCUCAGCAUCCGUCACUCACAGGAAGGUGUGCGGGAGGUCUAAUUCGGCUGCCGGGUCAAGGUGGAGCUGCCGUCCUGCAGCCGUUUUUCGACAUGUAAGUUUCCGUAUACAUGUCGGCUAUACCCUCCGUGUGUCGCCGUAGGUACAAGUGAACGGUAACCGAUGCUUGUACAGUGUGCGCAUAGAGGAGGAUAGCGAAGUGGUUCGGAGAAGGGAAGCUGGAAUAUGUGCAUUUGAGCACUUCAGACGUCGAAAGCAGGCAUGAAAUAGGUAUGGUCGACUGUCUUUACGGAUUGAAACCGGUUCAAGUGUGAGGGAGUCUAGGGGCUCAGAUUCCAAGCUCGCAAGACGAGCAGGAACCCGAAUAUCCUCCUGAGAAAUACAGCUUAUAUUGUUCUUUUUAGGGAAUGAAGAAAGUGGCAUUGUUGUAAUUGCUGAG